Anolis sagrei ordinatus is the source of this 3708-nucleotide messenger RNA. It is a transcript of the gene CCR7, whose product is annotated as C-C motif chemokine receptor 7. Gene Ontology annotation, biological process: G protein-coupled receptor signaling pathway; calcium-mediated signaling; cell chemotaxis. Lineage: Eukaryota; Metazoa; Chordata; Lepidosauria; Squamata; Anolidae. Gene Ontology annotation, cellular component: external side of plasma membrane; membrane. The record is from RefSeq and is a predicted model, not a curated record. Gene Ontology annotation, molecular function: chemokine (C-C motif) ligand 21 binding; C-C motif chemokine 19 receptor activity; chemokine (C-C motif) ligand 19 binding.
GAUCCCCUUCACAAGCUUGCUGGCUAGCGCUUGUAUUUCCUUUCUGGUUUCUGUAACCACCUGCAGAAAAACAAUGGACAGAAACAAGCAUCUGAAAGCAGCCAUCCUUUGGAAUCUUCCCCUACUUUUCCAGUUCUGCACGGGUGACGAUGUGACAACCGACUAUGACUAUGCCGACGAUAAUUCAACCACUGACUACAGUAACUUUGAAGAAGUCUGCAAGAAGGAGGAGAUUCGGAGAUUCCGAGCUACUUUCUUGCCCACCAUAUAUUCCAUUGUCUGCUUUGUGGGCCUGGCUGGCAAUGGCCUGGUCAUGCUGACCUACAUUUACUUCAAGAGACUCAAGACAAUGACUGAUAUCUACCUACUCAACCUUGCCUUAGCUGACAUCCUCUUCCUGUUGACUCUCCCUUUCUGGGCUGUCAGUGCAGCCAAAUAUUGGGUCUUCAAGGAGUUUGCUUGCAAGGCUGUCCACUGCAUUUGUCAGAUGAGUUUCUUUAGUGGCAUGCUCCUGCUUCUCUCCAUAAGCAUUGAUCGGUAUUUUGCCAUUGUUCAGGCUCCUUCAGCCCACCGCCAUCGCUCCCAGAGGGUACUUGCCAGCAAAGUCACCUGUCUCUCCAUUUGGAUACUGGGUUUCAUCCUUUCACUCCCUGAGGCAAUCCAUAGAGGUGUAUAUGACUCUGAAAGUUCAACACCACGCUGCACCAUUGUAACAGCAAACUUGCUUGCCUUCAGCACCUCCAUCAGAAUCUCUCAGAUAGUCUUUGGCUUCUUCAUUCCUCUGCUGGUGAUGACCUUUUGCUACUGGAUCAUCAUCAGGACCCUGUUACAGGCCCGCAGCUUUGAGAAGAACAGAGCCAUCAAGGUUCUCAUUGCAGUCAUGGUUGUCUUUGUCCUCUUUCAGAUGCCCUACAACAGUGUCAUGCUUGCUGAGACCAUCUCGGCCUUCAACAACACAACUGGCCAAUGUGAUGCCAUCAAGCGCAUAGAUGUGGCCAGUGAUGUGACAUACAGCCUGGCCUGCUUCCGCUGUUGUCUAAACCCUUUCUUGUAUGCUUUCAUAGGUGUCAAGUUUCGUAACGAUGUGCUACGACUCCUUAAAGACCUGGGCUGUAUCAACCAAGCACAGCUCUGGAAAUGGUCAACAUAUCGAGAGAACAACCGAUGUUCUAUUGCCACAGAAACUGAUACCACCACCACAUAUUCCCCAUGAGAUGCUAUUGACAAUACAACACAAAUUUAAAAUCAGACCAUGAAAUUGAUGUUAAUGUCAACAAUCUUCCGGGGGCGGAAUCAGGAACUGAAUUUCUGAACAGAAUCAGGAACUGACCACUGAAAUUCACCACAUUGAUACUUUGUUAUAGUUUCAUAAGGAACGGAAAGAUCAUCCCAUCUCCACAGAACAACUAACAGAACUCAUGUGGCCAAAUGCCACAAGGCAGCAAGAAUUGGUCUACAGACUAUUGCUUAUGUGUCUGAAAAAGUGAGCCCGAGAAUGAGGCAAAAAUGCUCUGUGAAAUCAAAAGAGAUUAUCUAAACUGGGCACCUAAAGAUGAUAACUAUCUUAAUAAUAAUCACAAUGUGUCCACACAGAAUGAAAUUGCAUCAAGAACCAUACAGAUACCAAAAGGUGACCUUAAAGUUAAAGGAAGGCAUAGAAACAAAUAACUGACAUAUUUAAUUGUUCACUUUUUAGUUUUUCUCCUGUAUCCACCUCCAGUAUCUUUUUUCCUCUGCCAUCCCCAUAUAUUGUAUUGUUGUAUGAUGUUUUAACUUGUAUUAGUAACAUUGAAUCCUUGCUGUAAGCCGGUCUGAGUCCCUCUACGGAGGUGAGAAGAUCGGGACAUAAAAGUUUUAAAUAAAUAAAUAUAGUUUUCCCCCUGUCACCUCUUUUAUGCCAACUGUAACGCAGACCAAAUGGCCAUCUGGCUCAGAGAGCACCUUCCUUCCCAAAAGCUGGUUGAUCCGUGUUCCCUUGUCCUCACAUUGUAUCUACCUGGACAACCCAGAUGGUUGUGAACAAACUGGUUUAAGUGAAUCAAGGACAAAAUGAAUGUGGUGUUAAAAUACUUAUAAAUAUAUGUUUCCUCUACAAAGGUACAUUCCAACAGGAGUAUUGUAGAAUACAAUUGCUUUAUGUAUCUAUCUUUGUAUCUAUAGCCAAUAGAAGGCACAUGCAAGUCAAAUGUUGUAUAUCAAUCUUGUUAUUAGUCAUUCUACUAGUGAGCAUCAGCUUUCUCAUUUCUAUACUGUCCAAUGAUUAUGGUACAUUGCAUAAUGAUACUUGCAUAUGUAGCUUCAGGGCACCGUAGUAAAUUCUGAAGUGCAGGUGCUCAUCAUGAAUGCCACCAUAUUUGCAACCUUAAGUUCCAAAAGUACAGACAACUAUCUUAAUCCAUAUCAAUAAGCCAGUUCUAGCAGGUCAUAUCAACCACAAACCAGUUCAUACUAAUUUUGUAAAGCUAGUGGGUUUUUACUGCCGAUUCAAAACCAAGGGACUCCAAAUAUACCUUGUAUCACAACCCCACCUCUUCUACUACAAUUAUUAUUUCAGCUAAGUGUAGAGGGGAAGGGGAUAUUUGAGGGUGUGGCAAAUGAUAUCAAACCACAUCAAAUGGCAAACAGCAUCAAUUACCUUGCAAACCCUGAUGCUACUACAACACUAUAAACUUUCUAUAGAUUCUCUGUGAUCAAGCAGAUGCACCAUGCCAUCUGCUUGAGUGUUCUCUGAUCCCUUUUUAAAUAAAAUGUUGUAUAUUUGCUAAGUGAAGAUUGUUAAGAGAACUGUAGUAAAAACCCUGUACUCACAGAACCAACAUCUGAGGAUUCAUUUACCAUCAUCCAACAAAACAUGCACUCUCUAAUAAUUUCCUAGGUCCUCCAGAGCAACUCUAUGGCCACUUCUGGCAGAAAUUGUUCAUUUCAAUAGGGCUUGGAAAUGUUCUCAGCUUCCUGUUUCCAUGAUAAAUAAAGGAAUGUAUCUUUUAGAUGCAGGGCUUGUACUGUAUUACUGUUGGUUUUCUUAAAGGAAAUUUUUAGUCAGAAUGUAAACUUGACAAAGGAAUGUUUUGACUUAUGAACAUAAGGUAUUCCAGUGAUAUUUCUACAGGAGAGCAAAUUGUUAGAAGAUAUAUUGUCGAAGGAUUUCAUGGCCGGAAUCACUGGGUUGUCGUAGGUUUUUCGGGCUGUGUGGCCAUGUUCUAGAAGCAUUCUCUUCUGAUGUUUCGCCUGCAUCUAUGGCAGGCAUCCUCAGAGGUUGUGAGGUCUGUUGGAAACUAGGAAAAUUGGGUUUAUAUAAACUUGACAAAGGAAUGCUAAGACUUAUAAGCGUAAGGUAUUCUAGUGAUAUUUCUCCAAGAGAGCAAAUUGUUAGAAGAUAGUUUCUUGAUAAUGAGACCAAUUGGAAUAAUUCUGAAAAGGAAAAAUGGUCAGAAAUUGAGAGAUGGGAGAGGGGUUUCUUGCUUUGCCUCCCUAGCCAUCACUUCAGCUACAAACAGUAUAAGCAAGAUAUAUGUCUGAUGGACAUAAAGGAAGAUGAGAAUUAUUCUGAUUGCAACUGAGGAAAAAUGGUAGAGAUCAUUCUGAAUUCUGGACAGUGCUUUGAGGAGGGUUGCCUCACUGGAGAUCUGAUGCAUGAAACUGACAUUUUUUAUCUAUAGGAAUACUAUGCUGUAUGUCUGACACCUGGUUAGUGUGUCAUUUUGUAAA